Ylistrum balloti is the source of this 8545-nucleotide messenger RNA. Its product is annotated as zinc finger protein Xfin-like. Gene Ontology annotation, biological process: regulation of transcription by RNA polymerase II. The record is from RefSeq and is a predicted model, not a curated record. NCBI's taxonomy places the organism in Eukaryota, Metazoa, Mollusca, Bivalvia, Pectinida, Pectinidae. The coding region runs from base 52 to 6492 and encodes 2146 amino acids. Gene Ontology annotation, molecular function: DNA-binding transcription factor activity, RNA polymerase II-specific; sequence-specific DNA binding. Gene Ontology annotation, cellular component: nucleus. The transcript is spliced from 4 exons.
UCGAAAGCUUUCUAUUUGUACACGAAAUGAUAUAACAAGGUAUUUGCUACAAUGGAAGACCAAGAAGAUCUGGCUGAAAACCUAGCCUGUGUUCUUUGUCAUGGACUGUGUGGUGAUAGCACCUAUUCCCUGAUGAGCUGGCUCCGAGUGGCCACCAUCAAAAGCGUACUGCAAGAGUCUAUACCAGGAAGAGCUGAGGAAUUUGAAUCUCCAUCUAAAUUCAUCUGUACCAGGUGUUACCAUGCGAUGGAUGAUCUUGUUAAGAAGAAACAGGAAGCUUCUGAAGCAGAAAGUUUUAUACAGUCUUUAGCCAUGUCAACAGAACAACAAACACCAAUAAAACAGGAGAAGAGCACCUGUAUGUCUGUCAUCACAUUGCCGGAGAAUAAAAACAGUACUCCACUGAAAUCCGGUGAACCCAAGAAAGGUGCUGAAAGUGACAGCAGGAACAAGAAAGAUUCACUCUUCAAACAACAAUCUGUGACAUUGACAAGAUCAGGAAGAGAGUAUGAUAAGAGGAAAUUGCCAAAUAUGAAAAAUGACACACCACCUGUACCUAAAAAAACACUGAAGCAAACAGAGAUUGAUUCCAGUUCAAAACAGUUGCCAAGUACAAGUAAAGGGUGCCAGAAAACUCUGCCUUCUAGAGGUCAAGUUAAGAACACUAAAACUUCUGAAAUUAAUAAAAAUUGGAGUCAGGGACAAGGUAGAAGGAGAGGACGACCCAAAAAAUUAUCAGUAGGCAUUCAAGCUUCUGAAUCAUCUAAAAUUUCAGAUUCCAUCACUAGCACAAAUCAAAAAAGAGGGAGAGGCAGACCAAAAAAAUUAUCAAUAAGCACAGCAACUUCUGGAUCUUCUAAAGCUACUGGUUCUGUCAUCAGCACAAAUCAAAAAAGGGGGAGAGGCAGACCCAAAAAAGUAACCAGCAAAGAUCUAUCAAACAGUGGCAUUGAUUUUAAUGUCACGAAAGACAAAGAAAUGUCCUCGACUGUUCUUCAUAAUAACAAUUCAUCCAUGCUUAUAACAGGUAUGUUAAACAUGAAUGAUCAGAGACAUUCUUUGAUGGAAAUGGAAACACCAGCAAACGAAGGAAGAAAUGGACAGGAAACAAAUGUGUCUGAUGUAGUAGGGGAGAUAACCUCAGAUCAUUCCUAUCAUUUUGGAAGUCCAAGAGUGUCUGGACAAGAAAAGAUUGAAAGCAACCAACUCAAAGAUAUAUCAGAUGAAUUUGAGUGCAGGAAAGCUGGUUUUACUGAAGGUGUGGAAAAUGAUGGAAAUCGUUUAGAAAAUGAACACAGUGAUGAUGAUCAUGAGGAUUUAGAGACAGAAGAAACUGUUUCUCCAAACAGUAGUGAAAAUAUCAGUAAUGACAAGAGAAAUCCAUGCACACAACAAAUGGAUGAAAAGAGGAUGACAACAAGAAUCAGAUCUGGAACCUUAGCCAGAAAAUUUGUAGUGUUAGACAGAGGAAAACUUUCAAAAACAAACAAAGUUGUAAUGGACAAACAGUCUUUACAAUCAGGUAAAACAGUUUUACAAUUAAAUCCAGGUAGAGAUUGUAGCAGUAGAAGUUCACCAAAGAAAAUAGUGUUUCUUAAAGCUAGUGGCUUAAAGGCAAAGAAAUUAGAGGCCAGAUCCAAGGAAAGUGAAAAACAACUUGACAAAGGAAGCAAUGAAGGAAGCACUGAUUAUAAUGCUGAAGGUAAACGUAUUUUACCUCUUCCCAAAAUCAAGCGAAUCAGGAAAAGACGUAAGAAUGUUGAUUCAGAGGAAAUCAUUGUUAACCCAGAAAUAUGGACUUGUAGUCAAUGUAAAGCUGUUAGAUAUGAAGAGAAUGAAAUACGGGAUCACAUUCAAAUAGAACACAAUAUCACAGAGACUGAAAAAAUUGAUCAGUGUUUGUCAAAAAGGGUUGUCCGAUUUGUUACACAGAAAAGUGCAAAUGCCAACACUAAGGAACGCUGGUGUAAUUCUAUCAAAGCCAAAGAAAUAGUGUCAUUUACAUGUAUGAUUUGCAAUUUGAAAAUCAGCAGAGAAAAUAAUGCUUUAACUCACGUUCAUAUGACCCAUCAUAAAAAUAGAAAUGAUGCUCCCAAUUAUGUCAAGAGAAAUGUUAGUCUUGAAAAAUCAGACAAAGAGGGCUUGUUCUCAGAGAAUGAUGUGAGUGGAACAAACCGGAAAAAGACAAAAAAGACUGCGGAACAGAUUAAAGAAGAGAAACUUAAAAGACGUAGAGUUUUAAGGCUUGUGAAAGAGCAAUUUCAGACCAAAGUUCAUAAGUGGAAAUGCAAGAUAUGUGGGCAAAUGUAUGUUUCUAAAUCUGCUUUAAGGCGACACAUUGUCAAGCAACACAUUGUGGCAGAUUGUGAUAUCAAAGCAAAUACAAUUCGUGUACUAGUAGACCGAGAGGUAAAAACAAGUUUAGGGGAUGAGGAUGAAGAUUCCUCACUGUCAAAUAACAACGAAAAUGACGAUGGUUCAGGAGAUGUCCAAUACUUGAAGACUGCAUACUCUGAGCAAACCAGAAUGGAGGAUGGAAAGAAGGGAGCUAUUUCAGGACGAGGCAGGCUUAAACAUGGACACAAUAAACCCUGGAGGUGUGGGUUAUGUACUAUUUACUACUUCCACAAGUGUGACGUUUACAGACAUCUGAUUCAGAAACAUGGAUUGACACGUGAAGAUGCCAAGUCUCAUGUAAUUCAGGAAAAAUGGCAGGAAUCUACAAAUAAAAAAUACUUUGCUACAAAAGUUGAGGUUUACACCAUCAACAACCCAGAGGAAGAGGAUUAUGAGAAAUCAGCCGACACUGAAGGCGAGGAAGAAUUGGACCCAUACAACGAAACACAAAAACCAUGGAAAUGUAUUAAAUGUGGAAAGAGACUUCCAACCAAGAAGGCUGCAUUACGACAUAUGCGCUUCCCUCAUGAAAUAUAUGGACCAUGGGCAAGAUACCAUGUACGACAGAUUGCUCCUGAACAAGGAUCAAAGUCAAAGAAAGUAGAAGAUGAAUUCCACCUUGAUCGAGACCUGCUUUGUGUACUCUGUGGACGAGAUUACUUCAGUCAAGUGCAAGCCGCACAACAUAUCAAGGACUGCCAUCCUGAUAUAUCGGACACCAUGACAGAUGAUGUCCUUUUAAAAAAAUCACAGGGUUCAAGACUGAUCGUUUUAUCCCUUCCAGGGGAGGUAACUAGAAACUAUCAUAUCGAUUCCAAAGGAAGAAUCAAGGAAGUUGAUUUGGAAAAUAUACCAAGUUUGAAACAAAAAUCCAGCCAAUGGGAUAAAAAGACAUUUACCUUUUUUGACGAGGAGAUGGUAGAAUCGGAAACUGAAAUUAUUGAUGAAGAACGAGAAACAUCCUUAAUCACUUCUUCUGAAGAACUGACCAUAACUCAUGCAGACAUCUUUUUCCUGAACUGGGAAAAUUACUGCCAUGAAGAAGAAAGCACUGAAUUGGUAGUUCAGGACGGACAACCAUGGCAAUGUAGCAGAUGUCAGAAAGGGUUAUCCAGUAAACUGAUAGGAGUUCAGCAUGUAGCCCAUGUACAUGACAUCAAAGGUCCUUGGGCUCGACACAUCUUACAGAAAACUAAUGAAUGGAAGAGCCUAUUAGAAAAAACCAUUCUACCAGAACGUGAUUGGCUCUGUGUGUAUUGUGGGCGGCACUACAAAACCAUAGAAGAUGCCCAUCGGCAUGUUAAAGGAUGGCAUCCGAUGUUAACGGCAAAGGUACAGGAAAGCCUGGUACUUCAGAAGAGUGGGGGAUGUAAAGGUAUCAUCCUUACCACAGGUAAUGAAGAGAACCUGACUUUUCUCAUUGACAGUUGUGGAAGAAUCAAAGAAGUGGACACUAAAUCAACAGACUUUGAAGAUUUUGUCAGGAGAUGUUCUUUUGAUUGUCAACAAGACGAUAGUGGGACAAAUUUAGAUGAAGAGUUUGAUGUGCAUUUUAUUGAUACAGAUGACAUAUACACACACCAGGCAGAAAGAAAACAGGAAAAAAGAACGUCAUCCAGUCAAGUUAUUAAAUCCCAGAAGAUGGUUUCUUUGUUAAGUUCUAAAACAAUCAUAGCUAACGAACACAGGGAAUCAGAACAUCAAGAAAAUAUUACAGACAUGACAACAGCUUCUCUAACAACACCAAACUCAUUUACAGACAUGACAACAGCUUCUCUAACAACACCAAACUCAUUAGACUCUUUAGGCACUACAAGGGAGCAGAGAAUAUGUAAUUAUAAAUGUUCAAAUCCAAAUUCUCAAAAGAAAGAAUAUGUGUGCCAGUCCUGUCCAUUGGUAUUUAGUUCCAACAAGCAUGCAUCGUAUCACCGACUGUAUCACAGGCAUGCGGUGCGAUGGCGUUGUCGGAAGUGUGGAGAGGCAUUCUACUACAUCAGUCACUUGGCAGAACACAUCAACAAAGUUCAUAAUGGAAGCUUUCUAAGCAUCAUUCUAGACAUGGAGGAAAUUCUUGACAACAAACCUAACCCCAAUUCGUUAGCUCAAAAUAACAAAAAUCAUACAGAGUCCAUAUCAGGAAAGGAAGCUCUCAUAAAAAAUUUGACACAAAAUGGAGUGUCUGACGCAGUGAUUAACACUAUCUCUUUUGUCACAAGUGAAGACAAUAGAGAAGAAGACAUCAACAGGGGACAACCUUCUUCAGCUGCCACGAACGAUGAAAAAGAGGAGAAAGGUUCAUCAGAAGAUGUAAUUGUGGAAGAUGGUUUAAGUGGUGCAAAAAUCGAUAAAGAACCUGACAGCCAAUACCCUGAUGAACAGGACAACUCCAGCGAGCAGGAAGAAGAAGGAUUAAGUGAUCAAUUAGAUUUUGAAAGUGGAAAUUACAAUCCAAGUGAGAAGAGAAAAGGAAAGAUUUCCUGUGAGGUGUGUGGUCUGUUUGUACCAGUUAAAAGUAUGCAGAGUCACAUGACUCUGUUCCAUGGUGUCAUGACUUAUCGAUGUAUGGAGUGUCAUCAGAAUUUCGUCUCACUUGAGGCUGUUGAUAACCAUGUACAUCAGGUUCAUGAGGGAAGGUUCGACAAUGACAAAAGAGUUCAUCCCUGUAUUAUAUGCAACACUGUUUGGAGAAAUAGACCUGACCUUCUUGAUCAUCUGGACAGACACAAGGCUGAUGGCUGCUGUUGUACUGUCUGUGGAGAGGCAUUUCAUAACAUGAAUAAGCUUAAGAGUCAUAUGUCUGUACACAACUCGUCUUACCAGAAAGGCAAUGAUAGACAUCAGUGUUUUAUCUGUGGAAAAAGCAUAGUCACAAUGAAAAACUUUAUAGCACAUACACGGAAUCAUUAUGAUGAGCAUCACAAAAAGUUUCAAUGUGAAGUCUGUAAGAAAUUUGUGAAAACCAGGUCAUGUUUGGCUGAACAUAUGAGAAACCACACCCAUGAAGAUAUGCUUUGUCCGUAUUGUGCAAAACAGUUCACUUCCCGAGUAAACUACUUGCGGCACAUUAAAUACCAUGAAAAUCCGGAAUUGUUUUCAUGUAAAGAGUGUGGUUUGCAGUUAAGUACAUUGACUGGAUUACGUCGUCAUCAAAAAUUUCAUCAUACUGUUGGACUAGGCAAAACAGUAUGUCAUAUUUGUGGCAAAAGUUUGCGGAAUCUAAAAUGGCACGUCAAGCAUGUACACGGUGACGAAAAUCGAAAAUCAAAAAGGCCACCAAAGAAAAGUCGUACAUGUGAAUUUUGUGGCAAAGUUUUUAGGCUUCCUCACAUGAUGGAGAGACAUAAAGUUGUCCACACUGGAGAGAAACCAUUUCAGUGUCAUUUCUGUAACAAAACAUUUAGCUUCAGAACAUCAUACAAGGCACAUCUUAAUUCCCAUCCUGAGUAUAUGCCAUACAAAUGUGCUGUUUGUGACACCCAGUUCCAGAUGGAGAAGGAUUUCAUAGAUCAUCGAGCACAAUGUCGAGGUGGACAAAAUGGAGUUGAAUUCCCCUUUCAAUGCGAGGUCUGUAAACGUGUGUUUAGGUCAACUAGGUCGUUAAGAACACACUUGGACAGGAAACACCAAAUGGAGAAGCACAGCCAGCUGCCAGGAAGUAUGCGACACUACUGUCAAAUAUGUCAGAAAGGCUACUUCUACAAGGAUUCUCUCACCAGGCAUAUGUAUUCAGCUCAUAGAGAGAGAAAAGAGGAAAGUGUCAUUGAUGAAAAUAUUAUCAUUGAGGAGACCAGUGCACCACAGGAAGAGAACAAGGAUAUUCUGAACUCCACGUAUAAAUGUGAGCUUUGUGGUAGUGAAUUUAAUCUCCUGGAGCAGCUUAAUGAACAUGUGGACACACAUCACUCUGAUCCAGGGUCAGGUAUCAACAUUCAAGUAUUUACUAAACAACAAGAUGGAGUACAUGUGAAUGACCUUGAUAAUUCCAGUGUCAUUACAAUAGAAAAUGAAGAGGCAGCACAGCUACUUAGUCAACUGCAACUACAAAUGGAGGAUGGACAAGAGAUGGUGAAUGUGAUCAUUCCUAUAAUCAAAUGAUGUGAUUCAAAGAGAUAAAACACAACUUUUCUGCUAUUGGUUAUUUUGAAAAGCAAUCAGUCUUAAUGAUAUAUUGAUCCAUGCUUAACACAUAAAGGCUUUCACUUCAAACUGGACUAGAUGUGAAUGCAAAAUAAGUGUGAAUUACCCUGUUUUUAAUAUACACUCUGAGGUACAAGGAGAUUGGUCUACUGUAUAUGUACCAGUAUGGAUGGGCUUAUUACCAGACAUGGGCUUGUUGUCAGAUAAAUAAAAUAAAUCCAUACUUGGUUUUCAUCAUAUAUUGACACAGCAUGUAUAUAAAUUCACAAUGAUCCUGGACACUCCAUGGGAUAUGAUCACUUUUGCUUUCUGCACUUAUGGAACAUGUCAUUGCAAAAUUGAAGGCACAAGCAAACUAAUUUGAUUGGUCUAGAGCAGGUUCCAGGAGAAAGAAACUGACCAAUCAUAGACUAAUACACUCCUCUGAAGAAUACAAAGGAGAAACACUCUACUUAACAGCCAGAACAACAUUUGUUUGAUGUACAUCGAAGGAACAAACUUGUCUUUUUGUCUUGUCCACAAGAUGUAGCACAUGCAACCUUCAGUUUUGCCAUGACAGUUUUAGAGGUGCAGAGCAAAAGUGAUUGUAACUCCUGGAAUAUCGAGGAUGACAAUGAUCUGGUUUUGUUUUUUCUUGAAUUUCCUAGUCUGAUAUAUAUAUAAUCAUACCUGUGUUCAGAUUUUUGUGAAAUGAAUUAAAAUUUUGGAUAACUUCAUUUCAUUUUUUUAAUUGAAGUGUGUGUGAUGGAAACUCAAUUCAUUGGUGAAGCAUUUAUUUUUAGAAACCAGUGAACAUAAAAAAGAUCAAAGAUUCAAAGUAAGCAUUAUCAAACCCACUUUUCCAUCAAUUGAUCUUACAGCUUAAAAAGUUGCUUUUCAGCAAGAAUAUUACAAAACAAAGUUUAAAAAAAAAUAAAAGAAAGAAAGAAGAGAGAAAGAACUGUACAUGGUUACUGAUAAAUGAUAUGUAAAAGAAAAAAUAAUGUAUAGCUAAUGUGUGAAAGAGAGAAAAAUAGGUCUUCCAUGCUGAGUCAACCAAUAAAAUCUGUAGAUACAUGCAUACAUUUGAAUUUGUCAAUCUCAGUUUUAAACUUUCGUUUUGUUUUGUAAAUACAUGUACUUUCAAAUUCCCAUAACACAGAAUUCUGAUUAUUUUUUUUGUGUGGAAAUAACACCGGUGAGUGGUGAUUCAUUUGAAAUGUUGAGAUUUUUGCAUUCAUUGACUAUUCUUAGUACAUGUAUCUUAUAGUCAUCUUCCAAAGUCCUAGAUAUCAAGUUGUCAUUUUUAGCAUCAAUAAUACAUUUAUGGUAGCCAUAAUACAAGUUACCUUGGAAUUUAAUUUCAUAGUUGUUAUACUAAACAUACGCCUUGAUCUUGUGAAGUUAUAAAAAUCAAACUUACAGAAUGUAACUGUAUAUAUUAUCUACUUGCUGUUUUCAUUGUUAUAAUUAUACCAUCUUUACUUAGCAGUGUGUAUUUACCUAUAACUCUAUACUGUAAACAUGGUUAAUUCUGUGGGCAGUUGAUUUCACAAUUUUUUCGCGGGUUAUUUUUACAAUUAUUGAACCUUCUCAUAUCAAAUGUACACACUUCAGUAUGUAUAGUUCAAUAUGUUUGUGAUACAUCACUAAUUCGUAAGCUUUGGUAAAAUUUACGUGAUCAAAGGACUGCAGUAUAUUUAGUUUUUAGUGUAGGCCUAAAUUCCCCCCAAACGUUAAUUUCCAUGUUUACUGUACAUACGUAGUUAUAUACAUAACCCAGACAACUUUGCAAUAUUCUGUACUUACAAAUUCAUUGUACUACAGACACAAGACAAAGAAUGAACAUCUGAAAUAUACAGUGUAUAUCUGAAGCAAACUACAGUUACCUUGUUAAUACCUUGUCAUUCCCUGUUGUGCUUGUUUAAACACACUACAUUGUGAGGUGCUCCUUUAAAACAUACUUACCAUGUUGAAAUUCUGACAUUUUCAGUAAUGAAGUUCUAAUCAAUAAAACUGCUUACUAUGAAAA